CUGCUCUCAUUCAGUCUUAGCCUGUGCCCUGUCCCACCAAAGCAUCCUCCCCAUGACGUCUCAAAUCGACAUCACCACUCUCAAUAUCUACGGCAAAGCAGGCGCAGAGAGCUGCGACUGGACCAAGUACAUUUCAGGCCGCCAGCAGUACCCUGCCCGCCUGUACGACACCGUUUUUGCCUAUCAUCGCGGCGACUGGAAGGAGGUCAUCGACUUCGGCGCUGGCGAUUGCACGACGUCGGCUCAGCUGCUCAAGCGCUUCGACCAUGUUGAGGCGACUGAUCAGGCCGAGGAGCAGCUCAAGUUGGGUCAGGAGCGACUGCGCAAGGCUGGCAUCGGAGAGGACAGACUCAGCAUCAGGGUCUGUGAAGCUGGAAAGCACCCUGGCGAGGCGGGCAGCACGGACAUGGUGACGGCCUCGACCUGUAUCCACUUCUUCGACGUGCUUGCGUUCAUGGAGGACGCGGCUCGUCUGCUCAAGCCUGGAGGAACACUGGCCGUCUGGACCGGCGGAUUUGCCCCCUACUUUGUCGAAGCUAUCGACGGCAAGGCCAAGAAGUCGCCCUUGUUCGACAUCUUCCACGGGUUCAUGAAAGCAGGGAUUGCUCCUGACAUGGAGCAGGUGAGUGUCUUUGGCGGGACAGAGCAGCCGGUCACAGUGGCUGAAGCGCUCCUCUCGACGCCAGCAUUCUCGUCGCGUCAUGUACCUGAUCAACCUCGACAACAUCGGCGUCCCUGCUCAACUCUUCAGUGACGAGACGCGCUACAACUUCCAUCCACCCAAGGGCAUCACCUUCUUGAACAAGACGGAAUGGCAUGACGACAAGAUGUACGCCGUUGGCCCACAUGCCCAGGUGAUCGACGAUAUCCCGACGCUGCUCCAGCAGUGCGCCAUCUACCGUGACGACUUUACGUUUGCUGAUCUGGACAACU
Messenger RNA from Jaminaea rosea, 933 nucleotides. RefSeq names its product S-adenosyl-L-methionine-dependent methyltransferase. NCBI's taxonomy places the organism in Eukaryota, Fungi, Basidiomycota, Exobasidiomycetes, Microstromatales. The transcript has a single exon. Bases 53 to 754 code for a protein of 233 amino acids. The record is from RefSeq and is a predicted model, not a curated record. Gene Ontology annotation, molecular function: S-adenosylmethionine-dependent methyltransferase activity.